AUGUUUCAAACGCUGCCCUCCUGCGAAUUGUCGUCGGUAUCAUCGCUGAAGGUUUCAACAGCGAACGCGAGAUGUAACAGCGGCAAGCAACGCGGAAGCGUUUUCCUUCUCUUUGCGUCUUCUUCUUCUUCUUCUUCUUCUUCGGAACGAAAAGAUGACGACGGUGAGAAGAUUUCGUUAUCUGCGUCGCCGAACGAACAACACCAACAACAAAAACAGAUUCGUUCAUCAUCGCGGCGAUUAAUGCUCUCCUUGACCGCGGCCUCGCUUCCGUCGAUCGUUUCCUCGACGACUCUUGAAAAUACUCUUUGUGUAUCUCCUGUUUGGUCCUUCAAGAAGAAGAGCGUCGCACACGCGGGAGAAGAAAACACGGACAGCUCGGGACAAAUCAUCCAAAACCCAAAGGACUUGGGAGACGGUUUCAAGCGUUUCUACGGCGAAGCGACCUCGUCCUCUUCCUACGGUGGCUACGGCGGGUCCGAUAAUAACUUCGAUAAGUUCAAGUAUUAUUUCGAAAUCCCAUCCAAUUACGAGAAAGAUACGGUGAACAAAACGGAGAAAUCGACGAACGGAACCGACGCGAGGUGGGUGAACCCGAAGGAUAAAAAAGCGGAGAAGGCGUAUUGCAUAACGUUGCCGGGGUACACAAAGCUGAAAGAGGAUCGAAUGGGGACUUUUGAAGAUUUAGCGCUGAGCGAUUACACGUUGCAAGAUGCAAUUUACGUUGUAGAUGGGGAACCAACGAUCACCGAUCGAUACAUUGGAAAAAUAGAGCCAGACGAGGAAGGCAAGGGAGGCCGUCCCGGGCAGUUAUACGCGGAUUACGAUUUAGUCGGCGCGGAAUCAUUCGGGCAUAUUUUUGCCACGAUCACCGUGUACGGAGGGAGGUUAUAUUCAUUGUUCGUGUGGGUGCCGCCGGGAGGGAGCGUGGAAAACGGGAAGAGAAUGCGAGAUAGCUACCGAACGAUUGAGAACGUGAACCAAGAGCAGAUGAAAGCCGAUAUGGAAUUCUAUCGACGCUCUUAA
Messenger RNA from Bathycoccus prasinos, 1026 nucleotides. RefSeq lists its product with no specific name. Bases 1 to 1026 code for a protein of 341 amino acids. Lineage: Eukaryota; Viridiplantae; Chlorophyta; Mamiellophyceae; Mamiellales; Bathycoccaceae. The transcript has a single exon. The record is from RefSeq and is a predicted model, not a curated record.